Molecule: messenger RNA, 1655 nt
Organism: Olea europaea var. sylvestris
Lineage: Eukaryota; Viridiplantae; Streptophyta; Magnoliopsida; Lamiales; Oleaceae
Product: mitochondrial uncoupling protein 3
Exons: 2
Coding region: 85-1008 (307 amino acids)
Biological process (GO): transmembrane transport; response to cold
Source: RefSeq, a predicted model, not a curated record
UUCAUAGGAUAAACUAGAAGAUGAGUAACAGGGGUUGCCUAACAAACUCGUAACGACACCGUAUUGCUCGACUCCAGUCCACCGAUGGCGGCCGGCGACGACAACCGGAAUCGCCGAACUGAUUCUGAUGUCAAGAAGAUCCUACUGACGUCGCUCUCCGCAAUGAUAGCAGAGACGACUACGUUUCCAAUCGAUUUGAUUAAAACCAGGCUCCAACUCCACGGCGAGUCUCUACCAUCAACGCGGCAAGCUUCUGCGUUCAGAAUCGUUUUUCAAAUCGCAAAAGAUGACGGCGUUUUUGGACUGUAUAGAGGCUUAUCCCCAGCCGUCGUUAGACACUUUUUCUAUACUCCGAUUCGAAUCGUGGGGUAUGAGCAUUUGCGUAAUUUAGUGCCGUCUUAUGAUAAUUCGCCCUCCCUUUUUAGCAAAGCGGUUAUGGGUGGCGUUUCCGGUGUCAUUGCUCAGGUAAUUUCAAGCCCUGCUGAUCUCGUCAAGGUAAGGAUGCAAGCAGAUGGUCGUAUGGUCAGCCAAGGCCUCCAACCCAGGUACGCGGGGAUUUUUGAUGCUUUGAAAAAGAUCUUUCAUGCUGAAGGGUUUGGAGGAUUUUGGAAAGGUGUUUUUCCAAAUGUCCAGAGAGCAUUUUUAGUAAACAUGGGAGAAUUGGCUUGUUAUGAUCAUGCAAAACGUUUAGUUAUCAAAAAUCAGAUCUGUAAUGAUAAUAUUUAUGCCCACACUCUAUCUUCGAUUAUGUCUGGUCUAUCAGCUACUGCAUUGAGUUGUCCAGCAGAUGUAGUUAAGACUAGAAUGAUGAAUCAGGCUGUCAAUGAUGAAAACAAGGUUAAAUAUAAGAAUUCUUAUGAUUGUCUUGUGAAGACUGUUAGAAUUGAAGGGUUGAGGGCUCUGUGGAAGGGAUUUUUUCCUACGUGGGCUAGGCUUGGUCCUUGGCAAUUUGUAUUUUGGGUCUCAUACGAGAAAUUCCGACAGAUUGCAGGGCUAAAAUCCUUCUGAUAAUUUUUUUGCAAUCUCUUGCAAUUUUGCAAAUUGCUACUCUAAUUCUUUGUACCAUUUGCUAGUUAAGAAGGAAAUUUAAUAGUUCUUGUGAUUCGGAUUCUUGUUCAUCAUUGGCCAUGAGUUUUAGUAUUUGCAAAGAAACUAUAUAAGUUAAAGGUAUCACUACACUUCAGAGACAAUAUAGUAGGUAGGCCUUGGAAGAAUUUGGCCUUUUCAUUGACAAGUGUCCAAGAUUGAGAUCUGAUAUGAAGACCAUGAAAUGCUUAAGAGGCUAAUGGCCCAUUUCAGCUUUCGGGAUCACAAAUUCUUUGGAGAUAUAUGUGCUCUGCCUCAGCUGGCCGAAAACCAAGAGAUGGCAAAGGGAAUACUGGCUGGGGUUGGUCUUUUGCUCAGAAUUCCUCUGGUGCUAUAUGUGCUGACCCCAACACUGUGGUUAAGUUCAGGUCAUCAAGUUUGGGUCCCACUAAAUGCCACGGCGUAAGAUAUUAGUAUAACAAAAGUCGUAGUGAAUAUAUAGCCAUAAGAAAACUUUUCGACAUUAUUCAUUUACUUUUGUUGAACUACCAUAUUAAUGAGCAUUUAGCUUAGGGAUCUAAUAAUAUUGGCAUCCCUGCAAGUUCAGAGUCAUAAAGCUUCUGAUAAAU